This is a messenger RNA of Lodderomyces elongisporus, 699 nucleotides long. RefSeq names its product Dcg1p (gene DCG1). The coding region runs from base 1 to 699 and encodes 232 amino acids. The transcript has a single exon. NCBI's taxonomy places the organism in Eukaryota, Fungi, Ascomycota, Pichiomycetes, Serinales, Debaryomycetaceae. The record is from RefSeq and is a predicted model, not a curated record.
AUGACAUUCAAGCUACUAGUUAUCAAUCCUAAUAGUUCAGAAUCAGUUACGGCGAAUUUGAAGCCUGUUUUACCCAAGGCAAACGACGUUGUUUGGGAAUUUUAUACUGCUCCUCCAGCCGCGCCAAGAGAGAUCACUGGAAAGCAGACAUCGAUCGAAUCAGAACAAAUCGUUUUGGAAGAUAUUAAGCAAAAAGAACUUUACAAAACAUACGACGGCUUUAUUGUCGGUUGUUAUUCGAGUCACCCAUUGAUUACAUCGUUGAGUAAAUUGGCUAGAAAGCCUGUGAUGGGUAUUAUGCAAGCAACUUUGGUCUAUGCUCUUGCAAAUCCGCAAGUGACCAAACUGUUUAUCUUGACGAGUACUACGGAAUGGGAGCCUUUACUAGAUGAAGGCAUACUUGAUUUUGUAGGUGCCAGUGAGUUCCCCAGCCGCAAAUUCCUGAAAACCCGCGGACUCGAUGUCAGCGUUACUAGUUUGGCAAAUGAGGAAGAGUAUUCCAAAAUUCGAGAUAGACUUUGCAGUAUACUCGCGUCUGAUGAAUCUUACAAGGACGUCGAUUGUGUUCUUCUUGGCUGUGCAGGGUUAGCCGGGCUCGAUGCAAAGUUGGCAGCUGAUUUCCCACAUAUACGUUUUGUCGAUAGUGUAAAAGUAGCUGGUACCAUGCUUCAUAGCCUUGCACAAUACGAGUCGCAGUAA